AUAAAAGCUAAUUGCUAAUGUAUUUUUCAUAUUGUUCAUGACUGGUCAGUUCUGGCGUCCCCAUAACCGGGCCAUGUUCUUCAAGGGAUUCAUAUUAUUACAUUUCAAUUCUGUGCAUAACUUUGUCAUUGCUUGCACCAUGUGCUCCUCUCUUUUACCUUCUAUUUUGUCAGCGUGCCUAUGUGACCUGUGUAUUGAUCUUGAGCUUAUUUCUCAUUCAUUUGGUUUCAGUUUCAGUGAAAACAUUAUCACCGAUCCUGGUUUUGUGGAUAUAUUUCCAGCCUCACAAAUUCCGAAACAUAUGCAACAUCUUCUUAAGCCCAUUUAUCGCACCAUGACUGGUGCAUCAAAGGAACCACUAGGAUCAAGAGAUACGGUAAAAGAAAAGGGAUUCCGUGUGACAACAGAUCCGGGUACUCUAUCCUCUAUACUGAAAUGGGCAUCAGAUGCUGAGUUCUUGGAAUAUUUUGGGAUUUCUUUACAGGUCAGGAAACAAUCAUACAUAUCAGGAAAUUCAGUUCCGCGUGCAAACCUUGGUGUCCUUGAUAAGCUUAUUGCAGCUCGUCAUGAGCUUGCAGAGAUAAUGGGGUAUAAAUCUUACGCUCAAUUUGCAGUUCAUCCGAAUAUUGCAUCAUCACGAGAUGUUGUGAUGCCCUUUUUGCUUGAUUUAAGCAAGAUUAUUAUGCAUAAGGCUGAUGAGGAGUUUAAGGCAAUUAGGGAUUUCAAGAGGAAAAUAUGCAAUGAAGAUUGUGCAGACUUGGAGCCAUGGGAUGAAGCUUAUUUCACGGGAAUGAUGAAGUCUUCUACCUUCAACUUAGACUCCUCCGCAAGUUGAACCAUUGUUGUUUCAUGAACUUUACUUGCUUUCUUGUGGCACAACUCCUUGCGUGAUUUGAGCCUUCGAUGUCUUUUCAAACCAAACUUGAAAACCCAAACCUAAAUCAGAUCCCG
Molecule: messenger RNA, 951 nt
Organism: Magnolia sinica
Lineage: Eukaryota; Viridiplantae; Streptophyta; Magnoliopsida; Magnoliales; Magnoliaceae
Product: mitochondrial intermediate peptidase, mitochondrial-like
Exons: 4
Coding region: 38-835 (265 amino acids)
Biological process (GO): proteolysis; peptide metabolic process
Molecular function (GO): metalloendopeptidase activity
Source: RefSeq, a predicted model, not a curated record